Messenger RNA from Engraulis encrasicolus (European anchovy), 2900 nucleotides. It is a transcript of the gene banp, whose product is annotated as BTG3 associated nuclear protein. NCBI's taxonomy places the organism in Eukaryota, Metazoa, Chordata, Actinopteri, Clupeiformes, Engraulidae. The record is from RefSeq and is a predicted model, not a curated record. The coding region runs from base 160 to 1707 and encodes 515 amino acids. Gene Ontology annotation, molecular function: DNA binding. Gene Ontology annotation, biological process: protein localization to nucleus; negative regulation of protein catabolic process. The transcript is spliced from 13 exons.
AUUCUCAACCCCGCCUCUUGUUGUGCAGACAGAGGAACAAGCGAAGCGAGAGCGAGACGAUCUGCCGAGCUCAGGCACGGAGCGUUUUUCUCGCGAGGAAGGGCGCCAUUAUCGGAAACCCUACAAACAACACGAGAAUUCAUCAUUCACACGGCCUGAAUGAUGGCCGAGCAUGAUUUGGUGGAGAUGGUCCAAAUCGCUGUGGAAGACCUGGGCCAGGAGGACCAAUCAGAUGUUUUGGAGAACCAUGAGGAUGUAGACGGCAAACCAGACAGAAAACGUUCAAGGGUGGAAAUCUCCAGCCAGGAUGCCACACUUAAGACCUUGCUAUUCACCAUGAACCAGUCCAUUUGCCAGAGGCUGGACUCCAUGGAGGCCAAGCUCCAGGUGUUGGAGGCCACUUGCCGGGCCUUGGAGGAGAAGCUGGACGCGGUAGUCAACAAGAACCAGGGGCCCAUUCAGGUGCCCAUGGUGGCAGGAUCUCCUCUCGGAGCCACACAGACCUGGAAUAAAGUGCGCUGUGUGGUUCCACAGACCAAUGUGAUCGUAAGCGGUGACAACAAGCCAAAGGUCGCAGAGGAGACACUUACUCGUGCCUCAGAGUCUUUGGAGAACCUCCUCAGCAACACGGUGGGCGGGCGUCGUCAGAACACCAUCCUGGUGAAGGUGCCAGUGCACGAGGACAGCCAGGAGGAGCAGGAGAGCGGCUCGGAGACCAGCGACUCCAUGCCCAGCGGCGGGCCGGGCGCGGCACCGAACCACAACAACGUCACCCUCAUCACCCUCAACUCGGAAGAGGACUUCCCCAGCGGCACGUGGCUGGGCGACGAGAGCAAUACGGAGAUGCGGGUGCGCUGCCCCAUCUCGGCGGCCGACAUGCUCCACAUCAGCACCAACUGCCGCACGGCCGAGAAGAUGGCGCUCACGCUGCUGGACUACCUAUUCCACCGCGAGGUGCAGGCCAUGUCCAACCUGUCGGGCCAGGGCAAGCACGGCAAGAAGCAGCUAGACCCGCUUAUGAUCUACGGCAUCCGCUGCCACCUCUUCCACAAGUUCACCAUCUCGGAGUCGGACUGGUACCGCAUCAAGCAGAGCAUCGACUCCAAGUGCCGCACGGCCUGGCGGAGAAAGCAGAGGGGCCAGAGCCUGGCCGUCAAGAGCUUCUCACGCAGAACACCCUCCUCGGCGAACAGCAGCGAGGGAGGCAGUGUGGCGGAGGGCGCCCCGAUGGAGGCCAACCAGCAGGCCCUGCACUACGCGCUCACCAACUCCGGACAGCAGGUCCAGAUCCAUCGCAUCUCAGAAGACGGCCAGGUACAAGUGAUACCACAGGGCCAUCUCCACAUCGCACAGGUGCCACAGGGAGAGCAGGUGCAGAUAACCCAAGACAGCGAGGGUAAUCUACAGAUCCACCAAGUGCAUGUCGGACAAGACGGGCAGGUUGUGCGGGGGCCGCAGCUGAUCGCCGUGGCGUCGACUGACCCGGGGGCCACGGGUGUGGAGGCCUCCCCUCUGCAGGGCAAUGACAUCCAGGUGCAAUACGUCCAGCUGGCACCCGUUACGGACCAUACGGCAGCUGUGCAGGCGGAGGCUCUGGGCCCAGCGCUGCAGGCUGAGAUGGAGGUGAAGGACGCCAUCCAGAUCCAGCAGGGCGAGAACGGCGAGGUGGUGCAGAUUCAGAUGCCCGUGACCAGCGUCGGCACUUGAAGCCAGCAGCCUCCAACCUCUACUCCCUCUCUUCACUCCCACCCUCUCUCUCACCCCGUCCCUCCCUCCCUCCAUGCUCUACCGCCUCCAGCCCCCUGUCGGCAGACUGGGAGACGGCCACUGAGCCUGGCCCUCAUGGCUGGAGCAGCCGAAGGAUGAGAUGGAGGAAGAGGAGGAGAGGAGAGGGAGAAGAUGCUACAAGCCGCUUGCUAGCCUAGACAAAAAAAAAGAUCUCCCAACUGAAAUUGCCAGCGCUUCACUGAAGUUCACUGAAGUUUGGAGCGCUUCACUCCAGAGCCUGCUGUGCUGUAUCGCCAGUCCUCUUGCCUCCAACAAAAGUAGUGGUGUUGGUUUUUUUGUUUUGUUCUGUUGACUUUGUAUUUGCUUUAUUAUUUUCUUAAUAACCUGUCUGGUGAGUAUUGGAAAAUACUAAAUCGCGGGGCUGGUUGACAAAGAGGUUUGAGCGUUUGUGAUAAAGCACCGGCUCCACCAGGCUUCAUAACUCCUUCAGCUCCACAAAGGCAUAUUGCAUUUUCCAAUCCCAGCCCUGGACAAAGUGCAGAUUUGCAAGGAAUUAAGAAGGUCCAUUAAUCUUUUUCUGUCUCUACUUUUUUUUUUAUCAUCUUUGGAAAAACAAAAGACUCCUGCCAAGCAGAGACCCUCUCUUCUCACGCCCUCGGCCGAGUUCAAUCUUAUCAGUCCAGUUAUGGAGGUCACCUUCAAGUACACUUACAGUCAAGACAAGACAAGAGUUACCCACACAGUUCAUUCUUUUCUAGUCUGCACUCGUACUGACUUCGCUGUUUUCUGAUUGUUUUUAAUUUUCCGCUGUUGUCUUUGACCAUUUCAUCUUCUCUCGUUUGUGUGUUUUUAUUUCUCCGUAGCCUGACUGUAACCAGUUCUUUCUCAGAAUGGUUGGUUAGCCACAUAACAUAUUUUUUGGUGUCCUCAUACCUUAAAUGAAACAUGGCAAAAAUAUGUGUGGACGUUUUGUAGAUGGCCAUGGACUGAUGGAAAACAUGAUUUUGGUAUUAGAGACUCGCUAAAGUAAGAAAUUGUUUUUGUGUUGAAUAUCAAAUCCAGCUUGCUUUCUCAUGCUAUUUGGUUUUUUGUUUGUUUGUGUCCCUGUAUGUGUGCGUGCGUGACUGAUGUAAAUAAAUAUCUGUGAAAGGCUUAAGAUGCCAUCAUCAGAA